Mytilus californianus (California mussel) is the source of this 7867-nucleotide messenger RNA. RefSeq names its product microtubule-associated protein futsch-like. Gene Ontology annotation, biological process: dendrite development; axonogenesis; regulation of microtubule depolymerization. Gene Ontology annotation, cellular component: microtubule associated complex; synapse; neuronal cell body. NCBI's taxonomy places the organism in Eukaryota, Metazoa, Mollusca, Bivalvia, Mytilida, Mytilidae. Bases 48 to 4619 code for a protein of 1523 amino acids. Gene Ontology annotation, molecular function: actin binding; microtubule binding. The transcript has 4 exons. The record is from RefSeq and is a predicted model, not a curated record.
GCUUUACUUCCGGUUGAUCCUGACCGGUAUCAUUUGUGUGUGAAAACAUGAUGGAGACAGAUAGUCAAGCUGAUGCUGAUGGAAGUAAUUUGCGACAAGUUUCAACAGCAGUGCUGUUAAUUGUCGGGGAACCUGCUACAGCUGAUCAUAAAAAUUUAAUUCUUGGAGAAAUAACCAAAGGUUUCCGUUGCUGGGACUGUGAAGAUGUUGACAUCAAUGAAGAGUUGGCCCACAUUGCUAAUGCAGCUGAGCUUGGUGUUGAAGGACCAAAUGACAGUGAAGGAAUAUGUGAGCGAGUACUUAACUAUGGUACAGAAAAGAUGGCCUCCAUGAUAGUUGUCAACUCCCAUCUGGAAACAUUGGUUGCGGCGCUGAAAAAUUUCUUAACCUUAAGUGCUCCAUACAAGCAUUUGAUAUAUGCUGGUCACUUCUUCUCUGGUAAUGGAGCUUGGGUGUUACAGGACGACACAUUCUCUAUUGCCAGCUUUGCUCAAAUGUGUAAAGAUAAAGAAAUCGAGGAUGCGAUGAAACAACAAAAUGGUGGCCAGAUUAAUUUUUACUUCAGCAAAGGAGGUGAAUGGAAAGCUGACAGCUUAAAAAAACUUGAAGUUUUCAAAAACACUGUUGUAAAAGUUAGUUCUGAAGAAAAAGCUUUAGAUAAUGUUCAUGGUGUAUUACAAUUCACUGCCUAUAUAGCUAGCUUUAUUAAUGCUAAAACAUCAGAAGAUUUGUUGAGAACAUCAGAUGUCGUUGGAAGUAUCAGAUUUAACAAGCCUACAUUAUAUAUUUUCCCGGGGAGUGAAGGAGAUUCAUCCUUGUUUGGUGUAAGUGGCUUUAAUCUUUUAAUUAAUGGUGGAUACAGUAGAAAAGCUUGUUUCUGGGACCUAACUAGACAUCUGGAUCGUAUAGAUGCUUUUCUCAUGACACAUUUAGGCACUGAUAAUGUAUUUGGAAUAAGCACCUUACUGAAGCGGAAGAGUACAGAAUAUAUUCAUCCAGAAAUAGGUUACAUGUAUUUGAAUGGUUCGGACAAAGUCAGUCAUUCAGCAGUUGUCAAUGGUCAGGCAGAGAAGGAACCUAGUUUAUGCAUCAAUUUGUCUGAUGAAGGAAGUAGAUUAAUAGAAUAUGCAAAACAACUUGGACAUGUUCCACAGCAAUGCACACGUCCAAUGACUUCACAGCCAUUACAGCCUAUUAAUUUGUACCACAAAGUAGGUCAUGGAUCAUUGAAUAUGUAUGUUUUGAAUCCAGUCUCAGACAGUAAAGAGCUGAAAGACUUUUAUCAACAUUGGAACAAGCACUUGUCUGAACAUGGUUCCCUGCACCAAAUACCAAUUCAGAACCAGUUAUCAGUAUGUACACUUCUUGUCUGGCAGCCUGCAGAUCCAAAUGAAAAAAUUACUAGAAUUUUCUUUCCUGGAAAUGCACCCCAGUACAAACUAUUAGAAGGAUUAGAAAAAAUGAAACACCUAGAUAUUUUGAAACAUGCAUCUUGUACUGCAAAAGAUUUGGAAAAUAAACCAACCUCUGCAGCGAAAAGGAAUUCUUUGGCUGCACGUCCAGCUCCAAGUAAACCUCCUGUCAAGUCAGCUGAACCUACCACUGCUAGAAGUUCAAAACCUGUAAGUGAGGUUAGACGAACAUCAGAAUUGAAAGCCUCUUCAGAUCGAAAAACCUCAGAAGUUAAAACUUCAUUUGAACGCAAAAAACCUGAACCAAAAAAAGAGGAACACAAACCACCACCAUCCAAACCAAGAGUUCCAACAGCAGCCUCUUUAAGGGCAGACAAAGUUUCAAAAGAGGAUGAGAAUAAAAAGACAGCAAAAAAAGACGACAAAGCAAGUAAACCGACAAAAACUGCUCCGGCAGCUCAAAAGACAGCUCCAAAGGCUAAAACUGAGACUAAGACUAAGAAAGAAUCUCCUACCAAAGAACCAGCAAAACCGGUAGAAAAAGUGGAAGAAGUGAAAGAAAAGGUAGAGGAAAAAGAAGAGAAGAAAGAAGUAAUUGAAGAAGUGCAGAAUAUUGAAGAACCUCCUGUAGCUGUUGUUGAACCAAUGCAGGAAACAUCAUUACUCGAUCUUUCUCCAAAUGAACCAGUUGUUGAAAGUGGAUUAACGACAGAUACUGGUGAUAGUGAAGUAAAGGCGAGUGAUACUGGUGAUAGUGAAGUAAAGGAGAGUGAUACUGGUAAUAGUGAAGUAAAGGAGGCAUCACCAGAGCCACUACCAAAUCCUACUGAUGAGUAUGAACAGGAGGAUACCUCUCCUGAAGAACUAGACUUGAUGGGAAUGGGAGGUUCUGACAUGGGAAAUAAGAUGAUGGAGAGUUUCCAUGAAGGAUACAAUGGAGAUUUAAUGUCAAAUGGAACACCUACUGAAGAACAGGGUCAGAAUUUGAAUAAUUUUGGAAUAUAUGAUGACAACGUUGAUGUCCAGCCAGAAGCUUUACCAGAACCUGUUGAAUACCCUGCACAGGAAGCUUUCUCACAACCUGAUAUGAUCCCAGUAAAUGAUAGAAAGAAUAUGGAGGAGAAACCUCUUAUUUCUGGAAUGGCACCUAUUGAACCUGAUGUUGUACAAGGUCUUCAGAAUGAACCAGACAUAGAUCUAACAGCAGCCACUACAUCAACUCCGCUAGACGAUAAACCUCUAUUCGACUUUGAUACCUCUGAAAAAUCUAUCCCUUCAGCUGACAGUGAACCCCAACAACCUACAACACAAGACCCAAUGCAACAGUCACUGUUUGGUGAUGAUAUACCAGAUCAGGGUUCAGAGGCAUUUGAAUCAUUGACAAAUUCUGAAUCUUUGAUGUCUAGUAAAGCAGCUGACAUACCAGAACUUGACCAAACAUCAGAAGAUUUGAUGCAGAAAAGUAUGACAACUAGCCAAGAAUCUGAUCAUCAUGAAGAUGAUAAUGCAAUUGAGAGGGAGAUUCAGGGAGAAAACCCACCUGAUGUAGUACAAGUGCAGGAAAAAUUUGAAGAUGAAGAUAUUGUUGAAUCACAAGACAAAAUACAAGAAAAUAUUAUUGAAUCACAAGGCAAGAUGCAGGAAACUAUCGGUGAAGUAGAUGAAGAUGAAAUCUCACCUGACGAAAAUGACAGUCAAGUUGAUGCCCGUGAAAGAAAUUUAGAUGGCUUGGAAGAUGACAAAGGACAGUUAGAUGAAGAAAAGGUUGAUGAUGAAUCUCCAUAUGCAUUUGAAAAUAAAGCUUUUCAUCAAGGUGCAGAAGUUAAUGAGAAAGAAAGUUCUCCAGAACCAACAGAGAGUCAGGAGAAAGAUGAUGAUCUCACUGAACCAGAGGUUAAAAGUCAAGAUGAGAUUCGAACUGAAGGUUCCAUCAGUCCAGAUGAAGGAGUUGUUGAGGACAAAUUUGCAGAAGAAGAGGAGGAAUAUUUACAUGAUGACGAUGAAGAGUUAGCAGAUGGUAAACAGAGUGGAGUUGGUAUUGAGGUUCAUGAACAGGAAGAUGAAGAACAGCAAGUUAAGGAGUCUUUGGAUGGAACACAUGAGCAAUAUAAUGAUUCACUAGAGGUGUCUAACAUUCCUGAAGCCUUUGAAAAGGAUGAAACACCUGAUCCUAAAGAAAUACAUUCUGAUCAGUUAGGAGGUCUAGAGAAAGAGACUCUUUCUGAAAAAGAAACAACGGAAGAAAGACCUAUGGAAUCUAUGGACCCAUAUGACCCAUUUUGUUCUGGUAGUCCAAAUAUGCCAUCCAUGCAAACAUCAGAUCCAUUUGCACAAUAUGAAGAGCAAAGAAGUUCCUCAGAAUCUCCAGUAGAUGAAGUCAAGCCAGUAAAUGGAUUAGGUUUCGAUCCUUAUGCCCCUCAAUCACAGAAUCCAUUUGGUGAUGCUUGCAAGCAAAAUGUUGAGUCUGAAGAGGAGGAAAAAGAGCUGUCAACUAAUCCUUUUGAUCCAGAUGCGGAAUGGGGAAAACCAAUGGGCCUGCCUUCUCCCCCACCCCCAGAUGCAGGUGCUAAACCACCAGCAGGAAAUGGUAAACCAUCUUCAGCAAAAAAGACUGCAAAGCAGCCAAUUCCAGCAAAAAAUGGUGUGAAAAAAGAUCCUCUAGCUACCAGUAAAGCAAAAGCUAAAUUAGAUACAUCUUCAAAUGGGCCAUCCAAUAAGCUCAAUACAACAAAGACUAGGCCUGCAAGUGCUGCUGAAACAAAGUCUAAGCCUUCCACUUCCCUUGGGAAAAGACCAUCAACAGCUACAGGUUCUAGUAGAGCAAGUCCAGCUGUAAAGACCCCUCCUCUUCCACCAUUCACACCAUUUUACGUAGAUCUGACAUACAUACCAAAUCAUGGAAAUCCAUCAUAUAGCGACAUAGAAUUUUUCAAACGAGUUAGAGCUAGAUAUUAUGUCCUCAGUUCACUUUCACCUAACCCACAAACUCUCACAGCUUUAAUGGAAGCAAAGGAAACUUGGGAUAACAAGAAUUCAGAGGUCACAUUAAUACCAACCUACGAUAAUGAUACUUUACGGCACUGGAUGGGUCUCAAUCGUGAUAAAUUGAGUGAGCUAAAUAUAGAUGUCGGUCCUUCUGCAAGUCGUUGUACAAUUCAUCUUCAAGAUCAUGAAACAAGCUGCUCAGCCUACCGGUUAGAGUUUUAGUUGUGAUAAUAGACACUGUAUAUAAUUUAUAAACAUUUCGACCAAGUUGCAACAGGAUGUGAGCUUAUUAGUUGUUUCUUGUUCGGGCCACACUUUCGUGAAUUCUGUAUUGCAUUUGCUGUCAAUGUCGCAGCAGUGUUUUUUGACAUUUUUGCCAGAAAUUAGAAAUAGUGUUCAAGGUAUAAAUGCACGACAUGUCUAUAUAUUAAAUGAAGUGUACCAGUUUUUCCAGGAUGAUCAUAUUUGAUUAUUCUUUUCUAUUUUAUAUUUAAAGAACUGGAUACAAAAUGAGUAAGAUUCAUUCAGUUAAGAGAAAUGAUAGCAGUUGAACUGUUUACAUAAAUUACCAAUUUUUGAUCACUUUAUGGAAACAAGAAUAUGCUUACCUGGGAACUGAAAUAAGCAAUCAUUACCAUGUGCAAUAAAAUUUUUUAUGCUUUAAUUAUGAACAAUCGUAAAAAUCGUAAUACUGAACAAUCGUAAUACUGCAGAUAUGUUUGUGAUAUUGUCUACAAAGUUAUUGGAUAAAGAGAAAAAAUGUGGCCUUUUGUUAAAUGAUGGGUUUUGUUUUUGAAACAAUCUUCUUUGUUUUUUUUUUAGAUUUUUUUCUCUCUUUUUUCAAUGUUAUAAUUAUGUUUUCUUAUUUGUAAAAUUCCAGUUUGUUAUUAUAUACAUAAAUUUUCGAACACAGUCUAUCAUUUUAAUGUUGGCCAAAGAAUCAAGACUCAUGAUAGUUUUGAUACAGUGCUUCACAUUAAAAAAUAAGGAUCAGACUUGUAAAAAAGGACCAAAAUGAAAGUUUUGUAUUACAUGAUGUCCCUUCUGAUUUAAGUCGAGGGUUGAAAAGUUUUAACUCUGAAUUUACUGAACACUUAUUUUAAAAAGCAAGGGUUGAAAGGGUUGAUCUCUGAACUUACUGAACACCUAUUUUAUAAAGCUUUUGAUUUUGCUUUAAGUGAAAGCAGAAAUGAUUGUGUAUUAUUUCAAGAUUGAAAAUAAGGAUAAGGAUGUGGUUGUUUUUUUGCUUUAAAUCUUGUUUCUCUAUUUAGAAUUUGUUAUUUUAUAACGUAGAGCAUAGAAAGAAAAAUAAUGUUUAUUUAAUAUCUCACUGUUAUUUUUUAUAUUUAAUAUAUAUUGAAAAUUUCUUUGUUUAUUAACACUAAUCAGUAGACUAAAUCAUGUAUGAUGGAUGGAUAUUAAACGUGUGAUAUUUAUAUAUGUGUUGUAGUGUAUGUUGUAGAUACACAUCACAAACAUGUAUUGCCAUAUAUACUCAGUAUAUUGGACUGUCAGAUUUUUGCUUUCUUUGAAUACUCAAAAAAAAAGUAAGAUUUCAUUAGGAUAUUUAAAAAUGAUUUACAAUGUGCAGACGUUUAUUCAGGUUAUAAAUGUGGUUUUCGUAAUCAUUAAUAUUUAUAUAAAAAGUCAAGGCCAUCAUACCAGCCUGCAUACUGAGCAAAUUGAAUACCAGUAUAUACCUGAGGAAGAAAAUGAAUAAUUUCAACAGCUUGCACGACAAAUAUAGGCGUAUCAAUUAAUGACAUCAUAUCAAUGGCCAAUAUUUAUAAAAUGUUUGAAUCUUUUAUAAUGUAAUGCAGAUAAAAAGGGCAACUGACAUCAUAUUACUGACAUGUAUGGCAAAGCAUUUAUUUGAUAAUUAGCUGAACAAAUGAGGUUGUAAAGGGACCAUUUCAAAAGUUUAUUCUUUUUGAAUGUCUCUGUGUUUGAUUGUGAGAAACCUUUUUGUACAAUUAAUCUGGCUGUGAGAAACAAAAACCAUUUAAUAAUUUAGAAAAAUAUAAGAAAUUAAUUGAUAUGUUGAAAGAGUGGGUUUGUGUAAAUUUUGUGAAAGCUUUUGAUAUAAUUGUGUAUACAAUGCCUCCUUUGUUUAUUGUUAAAAUGUAUAUUGUUUGCAUGAUUACCUAAGGGGCUUAUAAAGGGGAAUGAAAGUUGUUAGAGUAGCUGAUAUGUUUUUUAUAAAACCAAACAUUUUACAUAAGUAAUUGAUUUACUAAUAUUCAAGUCCUUUUGAGUCCCUUCUUGGUAAAUUUAUAUAGUGCUCAAAAUCUAGUCAGUAUUUAGCUAGGAUCUCAGUGGAUGGAGGUAGAACUGUAUUUAUAGGCUUCCAAGUAAUUAUAUUAGGAGUCAGUUAAAUAGUACUGCUGGGAAAAUUUGGAGUUUACUUUUUUAUAUAGCUGGUGUUAAAAAGUUCUAUGUACUUGAUGGAUAUAACAUAUUAUUCAACUUUUUAAAUGCCCAUUGUUCAUUCUCCUAAAACAGAGAUCUUAAGCGAUACAGGUAUAAUUUACUGUCUCAUAAAUUUUGAUAGUUAAACAAAUUUUGAAAUGUCUUUCUGAAAGGAUUAUUAGGUGAUUAAUUGGAUGAAAACUUUUUUAUGGAAGGAUUUAUAUUGUAAAGCUUUGUAUAUGGGCUUAAGAUGUUAUUAAUAUAGUAUAGGUUUUGGUUUUAUUUUCGACAGCAAGGGAAUGUAGAUAAAGUGCAGAUCCAGUAAAGAUUUUUUAAUUUGAAUUAUAUUGUAUUUCUGAUGAAAACAUUUGUUCUAGUGAGAGACGAAGGUUAUGUCUUAAACCUUUAAAAUCAAUAUAACUUAAAUCUCUGUAAAACAAAUAAAAAAAUUGAGGUUUGCAUGUGUUUAUAAUUUAUAGCUUUAUAGUUUAGGCCAUCCUGAAUUAUUUAUCGAUAGGAAAAAAAUAGUAUCAGCAUGCUAAUACUUUCAGACUAGCCUGCUAAAUUUUAAUAGUUUGAAAUUUAAUCAUUUUCAUAACAGUUCUUCAAAGUUAACAACAAUCAAAUGUACAAUGGGAGACAACCCACAAAUUUUAAGUGGUGAGGGAAGUUCUCAAAAUGAUUCGUUUUUGUGUUGUGCAAAUAAAGGGUAAAUUAAAAUCACUUUUUAGGUAGUAAAAGUAUAAUUUAGAAAGGGUUUUGUGUCAAGUGUUUAUAUUAAAUAUAUAAAUUUGUAUUCUAUACCAUUUAAUUUCUAUGCAUUUUUAAUUUGCCAUUGUUUUUUUUAUAUAUUUUCAAAGAUGAAAGAUUUAUACACAUGUUAAAACAUUUAUUCAAAUUAUAAGCUGUCUUUAUGCAUACCACUGUAUUUCUAAUGCCAAGCCAUUAUUUUCAUUCCGUUCUGUUUUUGUGUGUUUAUUGCCUAUUGCAUUGUUGUACAUGUUUAAUAUUCUAUGUGAACAACAAAAAUUGGCCAACAUUAAAUGUGCCUAAAGAUACAA